Messenger RNA from Podarcis lilfordi (Lilford's wall lizard), 11197 nucleotides. NCBI's taxonomy places the organism in Eukaryota, Metazoa, Chordata, Lepidosauria, Squamata, Lacertidae. The record is from the annotation of a GenBank genome assembly.
CACCACCACUCUGGUCCAAGGAGCUGGUGGGCCUUUGUGAUGUGGGCGUGACUCCAAGAAGGGGACGCCUGGCUGGGCCCAGGAAGUACUCUUGCUCUCCAGGUCAACAGGCAGUUUUUUCUUCCUGCCGGAAAUGAGCUGGUGUCACUGGGCCUUCGAGCUGAUACAGCUCUUGAUCUUCAUCACUCUCUGGGUCUUCUGGGUGGCUGCAGCCUUGUGGGUAAGAGACUCUCCUCAGCGGAGGAUCACAGAGGAGCCUUCCAGCCUAACUUCAGGGUCCCUGUAGAGCAGCCUUUCUCAACCUGUGGGUCCCCAGAUGUUCUUGAACUACAACUCCCAUCACCCCUAGCUAGCAAGGCCAGAGCUCGGGGAUGAUGGGAGUUGUAGUCCAACAAGAUCUGGGGACCCACAGGUUGAGAACCGCUGCUGUAGAGAAAUGAAUGGGCAGCAAGUGCAGCAAGCCCAGAACUGGGAUUACAUGCCCAUGACUUCUUGGCAUAGUAAACAAUCUACCCUUGGUUGUUGUUUUUGAACCAUCAUCAAUGGAAGUCCUGCGUGCAACACAUUACAAUCAUCUAACUUGUAGGUUACUAGAGCAUACACAACAGAAACCAUGCUAUCCCCAUCCACAUAGGUUCACAACCAAAGCUGACAGAAGACACUUUGUGUCACUGAGCUGCCUCCAUUGACAAGGUUUACUGAGGACUUGUGUGGGACAUGCAGGGGGUGGAGUCUGGGAGAUAAAGGGUGUGGCUUAGCAUAUCGGGGGCGGGGCCUGGUGGAACUGGGUGAGAUCUCAGAUGUACAGAAAAGGCUACAACUUACUUAAACUUUGUUGUUCACCUACCCAAUGCUGUCUCCUUUUUACCUCUUGUGCAACAGGCUUGUAGCCCCAGGACCAGGUGGCUAAAGCUUCAUGAGACAUGGAUUGGUGAGCAGUCAGUCUAUUCCUUUAGUCUCUUUGGGGAAGGUAGCAUAGCUGUCAAAUUACAGAUUUGAAAAUAAGGGACCAGCAGCCUCAAAAAUAAGGGAUCAGCAGACAAAAUAAGAGAUUUUCCAGGCACAGGUAUGUUCAACUUCUAAGCCCCUCCAAGCCAAAGGCAGAAAGCCCAGCCAGCAGCCAAACGAAGCCUCAAGCGGUGGUUCCCACAGCGCAGCAAGCCAGCAAAGGGGAUGCAGCAAGGAAAACCACCGUCACUUCUCCGCUGGGAAGUGCUGAGCAAAGGCGAGUCCCCAGGAAACGCAGCUGACUUGAUUGGCACAAAGCAUGCAAGCUCCACCCCCCCCAGUCGUUCUUAGGCUCCUUAUUGGGUGAGCAACGCAGCCAAGCAACACAGUUGGAGCCUCCCUUCUCCCUGGCAGGGAGGGAGGGAGAGGAGCUGCUUCCUCUGAAACCCGGGAAAUUUAAGGGACAUCAUCAAUAAGGGACAGCAGCAGGAAAUGGCGCUGGGAUAAGGGAGUUUCCCGCCAAAUAAGGGACGGUUGACAGCUAUGGAAGGUAGACUUGGAUUGUUGGCCUUCACAAGCCUCUCUGUCUCUUGCUUUCAGCCUGCAACGGAUUCUUUCAGAAAGAAAGCAAAGCGAGCAGCUCAAAGAAGUAAGUGGUAGCCAGUUUCCCUUUCUCCCACUGCCCUCUGUAGCACCCUCCUUGCUGUCCCAAACCAUUAGGUCCCACCAUAUUUGGAGGAGAGGUGAAUGUCCUGUGGCUGUGAAACACUUUCCUUUCUGUAUUUAAUUUUUAUUUACUUAUUUCUCUGGAGACUCUCCAAAAUACAUUAUGAAAACCUGUAUUUCUGUAAAUACACAACUUAUAAUAUUAUACAUCUGUAAAACACAUUCCGAUUAAGCGAUCCACAAGUUAGUAUAAACCUUUGGUACUGGUCUUUGGGUUUCCUGGAGAAUUUGUAAAUGAAAUGAAGCACCGCUGUUCUUCCACAAAUAUAUAUUUGUACUUUGUUCCUCUUGUCAGUCUUAAUUUGUGAAUCAACUUUUUGUAAGGGCAAUGUGCCAAGCACUCAAAUUUACACCAUUUACCGUAUUUUUCGCUCCAUAAGGCACACCUGACCAUAAGACGCACCUAGUUUUUAGAGGGGAAAUCCAAGGAAAAAAUAUUAUUUAAAGGGACCGCUGAGCAGAGCCUGUAUGCAUCCCAGGCUCUGCUCAGCGCUCCCUUUCACCAGCCGCGUGGAGCAUGUGUGCAGCGCUUGCAGGCUUUUCCCCGAGGAGGGAGAAGGGCUGCCCAUCACUGAUGGGUGGCAGGAUGAAGGCUCCCCGUGCCCUGCGGAGGCUUUGCACGGCUAAGCCAGAAGCUAGAACAGCGAGAGGGAAUGCUGCGCAGUGCUCCCUCUCGCUGUUCUGGCUUUUGGCUUAGCCGCGCAGCCUGCAUUCGCUCCAUAAGAUGCACACACAUUUCCCCUUACUUUUUAGGAGGGAAAAAGUGAGUCUUAUAGAGUGAAAAAUACGGUAAAUCCUUCCAGAAUGUGACUACAGUGGUGCCUCGCAAGACGAAAUUAAUUCGUUCUGCGAGUUUUGUCGUCUUGCGAUUUUUUUCAUCUUGCGAAGCACGGUGUCGGCAAAGUUUUGGAAAAGCUUCAAAAAUCACCAAAGUCUUUAAAAACCUCAAAAAAGGCUACCACACCACGUUCUAUGAGUUGCUCCUCGAAGUCAAGUCGCAACUGUAUUAACGGUGUUAAGAAAAAGGAAACAAACUUGCAAGACGUUUCCGUCUUGCGAAGCAAGCCCAUAGGGAAAAUCGUCUUGCGAAGCAGCUCAAAAACCGCAAAACCCUUUCGUCUAGCGAGUUUUUCAUCUUGCGAGGCAUUCGUCUUGCGAGGUACCACUGUAUAACCAUGCUGACAGCCACUAGGAGAAAUCCAGUCCAGCUUCUCAUUUAAAUACAGUGGUACCUCGGGUUAAGAACUCAAUUCGUUCUGGAGGUCUGUUCUUAACCUGAAACUGUUCUUAACCUGAAGCACCACUUUAGCUAAUGGGGCCUCCUGCUGCCACUGCGCCGCCACUGCAUGCUUUCUGUUCUCAUCCUGAAGCAAAGUUCUUAACUCGAGGUAAUAUUUCUGGGUUAGCGGAGUAUGUAACCUGAAGCGUAUGUAACCUGAAGCGUAUGUAACCUGAGGUACCACUGUAUAAAUUUAGUAGCUCAAGCUCUGGAGACUUCCUGACACGCUGAUGGGUAAUUUUACUUAUUUCAUUUAACACUUGUCCUCAAAAAGUUGUCACUUUGGGGCAUGUCCACCACAAGUGCCUAUAGCUGCCUGCAACUUACUCUAAGAUUCACCCCUGACUUCCAUUUGAAGUCCAUUUCCUGCAUAUGCUUUCUUUUUUUAUCUACUGCAAAUCAUCCAGAAAGCUCCCUUCUGACUGUCCUUGCCCUAUAGCAGUGGUUCUCAACCUGUGGGUCCCCAGAUGUUGUUGGACUACAACUCCCAUCAUUCCUAGCCAACAUGACCAGUGGUCAGGGAUGAUGGGAGUUGUAGUCCAACAACAUCUGGGGACCCACAGGUUGAGCACCACUGCCCUAUAGGAUACUGAGGAGAACACAUUGUCCUUCGAUCCACCCCUGCGGUUAGCCUUCAUGCCCUUGUGUGCUGUGCAAGGAAGCUUCAUUAUCAUCUCAGUGGCUACUGACCUGAUGGGCAUGUUCUAACUUCACUGCCAGAGGCAACAUGCUUCUGAACACCAGUUGCUGGAAACCACAGGAGGGGAAAGUGCUCUUGUAGUCAGGUCCUUCUGGUGGACUUCCCACAGACAUCUGGUUGGCUGCUGUGAGAACAGGAUGCUGGACUAGAUGGUCUACUGGCCUGAUCCAGCAAGGCUCUUCUUAUGAUCUUGCAUUAACACCAAAUUAAACGAAGUCCAAUCUGUUUCUGAUGAUGCAGUCCAGGCAUUCCAGCCUGGCCAUGCUCAGUUCCCAUCAGGUUUUGACAGCUGAACUGGCUACCAGAUAGAUCUUCCAAAGAAUCCUUAGCCAGCCUGUCUCCUUCCCACCAGACUUCCAGAGCCAACUGAGAUCUUGACCUUGGAGUGCAGACUGAGCUCUACAGAGGUGAACAUCCCACCCCAACCGAAGGAGCUGGAGAUGGAUCUGGAAUCGUAAGUCAGUGGACAAUGGAGAAGGAGGGAGAGAGAGGGAGAGCAACAAGGUCUGGGGUCCAAAAUAGGUAUGAUGUGGGGAGAUCCAUGGUUCAAACUUCCAACUAGGAAUUGGGAAAGGAGGGGGAAUUGCUGCAUUUUAAUGUGACCUUUCCUAAUUUGCACCUCCUCAACCAAUAGGCAAACCAAAGCAUGCCAGACAUAAAACACUAGAGUUGGAAACAUAGCUGUCAACUUUUCCCUUUUCUUGUGAGGAAUCCUAUUUGGAAUAAGGGAAUUUCCCUUUAAAAAAGGGAAACGUUGACAGCUAUGAUUAGAAGGGACCUCAAGGGUCGUCCAACCCACUGCAAUGCAGAAAUUAUAGCUAAAGGAUCUCUGGCUGAUGAUCAUCCAGCCUCUGUUUAAAAACCUCCAAUGAAGGAGAGUCCAUCACCUUCUGAGUCUUUUCCGCUGUCAAACACCUCUUUGCAUCGGAUUGGUCUACCUGGUGUUUAGUGGGAAUCUCCUUCUUUGAAGUUCGAAUCUUGCUCCACCUUCCAUGUGACAGCCAUUUAAUACUUGAUAUUUCUAAUAAAUACAUUUCUAAAAUACACAUUGUUGUUCGUGCUUUUGGCUAACAUACACAUUUCUGCAAGCAAUUUCCCCUGAUAUAAUGCAUUUCUGCAAUGUUAUUUCCCACUAUUAUGUACAUCUUCAUGCACAUUUUCUCCUUUAUAUAUAUGUUUUUGUACACAUUCUUUAGUUGGGGAACUGCAAAAGCAACACCCAGAAGGAGUUGCUCCUCUCUCUUUUAUUUACUGCAGAGGUGAGGAACAUGUGGCCCUCCAGUUGCCGAACUACACAUCCCAUCAGCUCCAGCAAGCAUGGCGAAUGGCCAAUGAUUAUGGGACUUGUAGUUCAUCAACAUCUGGUGUACCAAAGGUUCCCCACAGACCUGAUUUACUGUAUUCCACAGAGCCAUAAUUCUCAUAUCUGUUUGUGUGUGUUUCUGCCCAUUAGAGUCCUGUCUAGUCUCUCCAGCACCUCCUUGGGCUCCCUCACGUCCAUCAGCAGCAAUUGGUCUUUGUCCUCAUCAAGCGAUGAUGUAAUAAGCCUCCCAGACACGCCCCUCACCUCCUCACCAUCCGCCCCAGAGGAAGAUGGCCGGUACUCACCACUGCUUCACAGACCCUGUGGAGCUGGCCUUGAGGAACUCCACAGAGACCCCACGUCCCACCAGCCUGUUCAGUUCAACAUCUGCCGGAAGGUGCUUCAGGAGUUGUGGGGGGAGCCGACGCCCAACUGGGAGUCCCUGAACAAACUGAUCCCUGGUGCACCAAACCUCCAGCAAGCAUCUGAGGUCACCAGCGAAACUGACUUUGACAGCAUCUCCAGCAGAAGAAGCAGAGAGGAAGCUUUGAGCAAGUGGGAGAGACAUCAGCCUCUGAGCGAUCAGGAAGAAGUUCAGCGCAGCAGCUCAUGGGAAAUGUUCGCUGUUGUGCCCAGGCCCUCAAGCUGUGAGUAACAGGCCCCAUUCUCACCCCCAUUUUCACUAAAUACAGUGGAACCUUGGGUUGCGAACGUGAUCCAUGCGGGAGGCACGUUUGCAAGCCUCAGUGCCGCGUCUGCGCAUGCACAGAUCGCAAUUUGGUGCUUCUGCGCAUACGCAAAGCAUGGUUUAGCACUUUUGCGCAUGCGAGAGCGCCAAAACCCGUUCUGGUACUUCUGGGUUCGGCGCGGUGCGCAACCCGAAAACACAUAACCUGAAGUAUCUGUAACUCGAGGUACCACUGUACUCUUCUGCACAUCAUUGAGGAAGGUUGUAGCUCUUCCAAGCAUCUCUGCCUUCUACACACAUGGAACAUUCCUGGACAGGGGAACUGGCCAUGUUGUAAGCUCUCCCCCUCCCCCUGUCAUUCUAAGAGAAAACUGCUUCCCAAAGGAGUGAGACUUGAACCCAGAACACUCUGGCCUGAGUCACAAGUUGCUGUUGAUGGUAGUGGUGGCAAUUGCACUUGUUCAUUUCUCACUACAUAAAAUGUCUCAAAGCAAUUGCACAAUUCAAAACCCAUACAAAUACGAAAGUUUAAAUGAAACAUCAAACAACGUUAUUUUCUGAAACUGCUCAUUUGGGGCACAGCGAGUGAUGACCAUAGAGACAAAUUUGCACAUGCCAAGUUAUUUAUUCAUCUCCAUUUGUGAAUCACUUCCCAUGAAGCAACUCAACGCAAUGUAAAAGGUACAUUCUGGUUGUAAAGAUGUUGUUUCCCCACAGAUUCUUCUCCAAAUCAGUUCUGUUUGCUUUCCAUUGUCUCCAUUCAUUAAAAACAUAUACAAGCCAACACAAAUAAAUGUGUUACCCUAAAUUAAAACUUACCCAGUAAACACAGAUCACUGCCCCCACAAUUCAAUUUCCCCCAAAAUCAUUACCCACCUUGGGGCAUGGGGGGGGGGAGAUUUGGGUUGGUACCCCAUAGUUCUCCUCCAUAGGGGUCAGUGGGAAGAGGCAACAAGGUUUGUCUCUCUUCCCAUCACCUGUGUCACUGCAAUCAACCAGGAGGAAGAGAUGUGAGACAAUGACCACUCCCCACAUCAAAUGGGGGGCGCCUUUUGUACAGUUGCACACAGCCCCCCCUAAUCCCAUGCGGCUCCCGGCAGUACAGCCUGGAUUCACCCCUCCCCAGCUGGACACCUGGAGGCAGCCGCCUACCUCUGCCAGUUACCCAAUCGCAGCUGGGGAGGCGUUGCCAGGAGAGAGUUGGCCAGGUAAGGGGAGGGAUCGCCCUGCCCACACAAUAGUGGGCGGAACUUACCUGGGAGUUUUCAGUCCACUCGGGUUUCGCCUGGGGCUGGGGGGUCUCCCCCUGUCUGCGCAAUGAGGAGGUUGGUGCAGUGUGAAUGCACCAGCAGAGUCAAUGCAGCACCCCUGCUGGUGUGCUUUCAUCACUCUGCCUUCUCUGCUGCCUCCCUCCUUCCCUUCUUCUUCCUGGUGACACUUGUGACUGGGGGUCAGGUAAACAACUACACCCCUCCUCAACAACUGCUACUGAAAUGCUCUAACACAGCUUUUCUCAACCUGUGGGUCCCCAGAUGUUGUUGAACUACAACUCCCAUCACCCCUAGCUAGCAAGGCCAGAGCUCAGGGAUGGUGGGAGUUGUAGUCCAACAACAUCUGGGGACCCACAGGUUGAGAACCGCUGCUCUAACAGGUCAGGAUUACCCUGGUCCCUGAAUCCUCACCUUGACAAUCUAUCUGAGAUGUUAUGACAUUCUGGAGAAAGAACCUGGCCAUUUCUGAAUACUUCUGCUUUUCUCUCUCCUCUCUCUCAGGUCCAAACUGCAACCCCCAAACUUCCCGAGUGUAUUCUGGUCAACCUUUGGCUCUGCCCACAUCCGACAGCAUCCGGGACAGGCUCUCACCUUCAGGGAACACCAAAUCAGCUCAUGUGAAAGCCACGGCCCAGCUUUUGGAGGAGAUGAUGUCGGAGGGAGCAGUUUCCUGGGAGGAGAGACCUGCCUUGCCCAAACACCCUUCCCAAAGGGGUCAGCUUCGUCACCGUAGAUCCUGCUCAGCACUUGGGUCGGAUGCCACCCAGCGCUUGGACUUCAAUGUGAAGAAGAAGCAGAUCCCAGAGCUCUGGGGGGAGCCCACCCCUUCGACUAAGUCCCUGGCCAAACUGACCUGCCAGGCUCCCUCCUCCCCUUCCCCGGCCCGCUCCUCAAGCCCCCCACAGAGGGCUGAGAAGGAGAGAAGCAGGCAGUCUGGACCAAUGAGCAUCAGUCCAACUACUGUGAAAACCAGGGCCCAGCUUCUGGAGGCAAUAAUGCUAAGGGGAGGAACAUCUUGGAAGGAGAGGCCUGCCUUGCCCAAACCUCAUUCCCACAAGGCCCACCAAGCUCCCCGUGGUCCCUGCACAGCCAUCAGCCCAGAUACCGCUCAGCACUUGGAGUUCAACAUGAAGAAGAAACAGAUGCACAAUCUCUGGGGGGAGCCCACUCCUUUGACUCACUCCCUGGACUGCCAGAUCACCCGCUCCCCAUCACCUGCACACCCCUGUAGCCCCUCACAGAGGGUUGAGGAGGAGGAGGAGGAAGAGGAAGAGCUGUCUGAGCCAGCCAGGGCCCCCUCAAGGGGGCUUGCAUCCCAAACUGUGAGGGGGUGUUAUCCCCAGCCCAUUGCCUUUACAUCCUCCCAAAAGGACAGCGCUGUCCAGGUGGCACCCAAGAAAAGAGCAGAGGAUGGAAAUGAGUUCAGGGUGGCGAAAAGGGUCACCCUUCCUCCCACAAGAUCAGGCUUUUCAGAGAGUUCUCUAAGGAGCAGGUUUGUAAGCAGAGGUAGAACUAGGCGCCCCAGGAGCAGCCACCUCACCAGCAAAAGCAGUCCGGGGAUCCUUGGUGCCCCAGAGAAGAAAGUGAAGUCUUCAGGCAUGAUGGGUCGAGCUGAGAGCCUUGAAAGUAAGGAAGCCCAAAGCCGUCAAGCUGGGACAGAAAAUCAGAGGCAGCCCUCCAAGGGCAUCAGGAAGGUGAAGGCCAUUUCACACCAAGGUGCAUCCCAUCUAAAAGACCACAGAAUCUCUCCCAAGGAACCUGUGCCCGUAGCAAAGCCUGGCAGUGCCCAGCUGGCACUUGGAGUCACGCUCCCUUUGCACCCAAGACAAGAUGCCUUGCAACAGUUAGAAAUCAGGAGGGCAGAGAAAAUGAUGGUCCCCGCACAGGAAUCUGCACCUCAAGCUUCAAGGGCACCCCACUCUUCUUCCAAGAAGGAAAUCCAGCUGUCAGAGCAAAUGGAGGCCCCCAUGCAAGAAUUCACACCCCACACCUCAAUGGAGUGCCACCUACCGCCACCCCUCCCUUUCUCCAGUUCUGUCCAACACACACUAGAAAGCAGUGCAGGCAGAGGCAGAGAGGGAAAGAGUCUUGUUCAAAAGGCAGAAGACAGUCCCUGCUCUGCAAGGCCUGACACCCCUAUGGACCAUGUAAGAAAGAGCCUUGCAGCUGGGGGUGAGCCUCACAACCCCACAGAUAACAGACUCAUCAGCCAUGGUGGCAUCCUGGAGAACAAAAGCAAGGGUGCCCCUUUCCAUGUGAUGGACUCAGCAGAGAGUCCUUGGGAAGUAGGAAGCCGCCAAGCAGGAGGAGAAAACACCCUGGACGACAUGCACGGGAGAAAGGACAUGUCCCGUGAAGAUCCACCCCAACUGAUGGGCCACACAGUGAGUUUGGAGGAGAACCUCCCCAAGGAACCUUUUGCUAUAGCAAAGGCCAGCGCUCCUGGGCAGGUGCUGAUUGCCACAGAUCCUGGGCACGAAUGCCAAGGUGCUUUGCAACAAGAUGGAGAAGGAGGACCACCCGUGGCAAAGCCACUCUUGUCCUCUGAGAAGGGCAGCAGGACAUUAGAGCAAACCAAGUCCUCCUCACAGAUACCUGCCCCGGAGGUCCCCUAUGCGACACUCUCCAUUUCCGAGGAGAGAGAAAGCACAGCCCGAGCCAUGCUGAAGCCUGAAGCUAGGGAGGGGAGGGAAUUUGGACCAGCUACCAAGUUACCGACCAGCCCACUGCCCACGAGCCAAGUGGCAGCUCCGAAAGCAGUGCUGCCGUUUCAAAGCAACAACGGUGGGACGACUGUGGCCAAGCUGUCCCCAAGCACUCAGGCACUCCGUGAGCUGCCCUCCCGCCAGCAGCUAAGCCGCUCUAUCCUUGCCUCCCUGAGUGUGGAGCAGACAGUGGAGGACCUGCGGCUCAGCCUGGCGCAAGGCCUCGAGAUGGGCCACGGGGAGCUGCGGGCAGAGUACCCGGUGUGCCGGCAGUGCGGGAGCUGCAGCGCCAUGUGCCCUCACCCCCGCACUCAGCAGGACCCGCUCCUGCACAUCUUCCCGCGGCUGACGGUGCGCAACGGGAAUGUGCUGAUGGGCCUGGACUUCCACCUGAAGAUCAACAAGAUCCACGCCAGGAAGUGGGGCCUGCCGGAGACGGCAGAGGAGGGAAAGGCGCAGGAGCAGCCCCCAGAGCGAUGUGGCAGUGGCAGCAUCAAAGAGGGCAUCUCCGCCAACCCGGGCCCCAGGGCCCCUUGCAAGCCUUCUGGAGUGGUGGUGCAGCAUCUGCAAAUGGGGACCCAACUUGAGGCCACCUCCUCCUCGGUCCAGGUGAGCCUUGGCAAGAAGCUGGCAGGCAAGGGCAAGUGCCUCCCACCACCCGGCUUGGAGCGCCAACUCCAGCAGGGGCUUCCGCAAGCAGGACACCAUCCGAGCCGGGGCCCAAAGGACGUACCCACAACAGAGAAGCCCUCGAGGAACCCUGUGAAAAGGAUGCUACAUGUCAUCAAGCAGGCCUGGACCCGCAUUCGAGGAAACAAGGAGAAACUGGUCCAGCCUCCCGAAAAGCGGGCUACAGCUGGCGCUCGUAGAAGACUGGGGACUCCGCCAGUCAAGGAUUCCUCCCGGAAGCGCUCUACACGGGCCACUUCAGCAAACCCCAAAGCGUUGGGGUUUCUAGCUACCCAAGCGGCAACCACAGCAGCCGCCCCUCCUGGACAGGCUCCCCCCAUCUGCCGCAUGAGGCCUAGCAGCUCAGGAAACGUCAAGUGUUCUCCUCCUGUGCAGCCCCCAAGACCUUCCAGGCAACCUUCCUCCCAGUUGGGAGCUGCCCCUAGGAAGGGGGCAACCUCCAGGAAGCCCGCAGCCUAUCCCGCCACACCAGCCUUUGGGGGCCCCCAGAAAUCAGGGCUUGUUGUCAACCAAAAACCCUCUUUAGUACCCCCCAUGAAUGUGGAGAUGGCCCCGGCAAAGCAGGUCGUCCCUCCGGCAUCCUUCAAGAGCACCGGGGAAACAGGAAAUGCCCGCCCCAAGAAGGAGUCUCUUGGGACCACCAGGAAAGCAGGGUGUCCCCUUCCCAAAAGGGCACCCACUAAGAAAGUGUGGUUCCUCGCCAGUAAAUGAGCAGCUGUUCCUUUUCUCACAACCUGCUGAUGCUUUGCUGGAGCACCUUAAAUGACUCAGUGGAGACCAACCUCCCUGGUGCAGAUCAAAGAAUGCUUAUAUCACAAGGGGGCAGCAUGUUCAUAUUUAUAAAAUAAAUAUGUUGCAUUUGAGGCUCUGGAAAGGUAUGUCUUACA